Molecule: messenger RNA, 3336 nt
Organism: Linum trigynum
Lineage: Eukaryota; Viridiplantae; Streptophyta; Magnoliopsida; Malpighiales; Linaceae
Source: the annotation of a GenBank genome assembly
CCUAAUAUAUGGAUCUUAAAUUUCGAAGCAUAAUUUUAAAUCCUAAAUUCUAUAUCAUAAUCAUAUAUCUACAAAUAAUACAUUCUUCAAAUCAAAGUAACUAUUUAAUGUAUUUUUUUCUUCUGAAGAUUCAUGCGCUUUCUUUUCUACCAUAUCACAAUUUCACAAGUGAUGGUUAACACUAAUUAUCUACGCAUAAAGAUGAUUAUAAAGCGGGUGCAUAACACUAAAAAAGUGAGUGCAUCAAAGAUAAAAUCAUAAAUUUUAUUCAUUAUACUUUCGAACAGAAAAUAUCGUGUAUUUUCGUGUAUUGGAUUUCACAUGACUGUCUACGGCUCCACAUCCUUUAAUUCCCCCCCCCCCCCCCCCACCCCAACAUUAUGGGUAUUUGUCAACAAAGUUUAAAACUUGAUGAAGUCCGACUAAAUUGAAUCGAUUUACUUUCUCAAUUUGUUUUGUAAAAUUUGAGAAGAAGUAUUUGGAAGCAAGUAUACUAAGACUACCUAUAAUAAAAAGUAUAACGUUGCGGUUAAGACGAAAGAGUGGAACAUUAUCCCUAUGGGUUUUAGCUAGCUCCAAAUCUUAGGUAACAAUCGAAAUUCAUAGUCCUUUUAGCAUUGAAAUAUUUUUUUUGAGAAUUUAUCAAAUGACGGAGUUAGGCCAACGUGAAAAAUAAACACAAACUCUUUCUAUGACGGAGUUAGGCCAAAUGAGUUGUAUCCAUACUCCUCCAAAUGAUGAAUUAUUUGUCCAUCGAGCUUAUACUUUAAAAGUUUGUGUUUAAUUCAUGAUUAUAUUGUUAAUAAUAAUUGAAGGAGAUGUGCAACAAACGGGAUUGUUCUCUAACCAGUAGAUAAUUUAACAAAAUUUUGCCCUAUUUGAAUCAUAUGUACUAUUGUAAAGCGAAUGAAAUUUAACUUUUGACGAAUCCAUCAUCAUUCUUUCAUAAUUUCGUCAUUAAAUUGUGAACCGUGAACACCACCCUUAUAAUUUUGGCAAAGCAUUGCUUAAACCAAACAAUCUCACAUCCCAAUUAGCUAAACAAAAUUGCUUAUCCAAAAUCUCAAAUGGGCCCUAAUCCAAUUUAAGGAGGAUAAGCCCGCCAACGUUAUCUCCACGCGUCGCUCUCCCAGUGGCUAUUAGGAUUUUUUCCCUCGCAAAUCUCCCACUGAAUAAAACCAGGGCCCACCCGGUUGCAUCCUGACCGUCCGAUCCAUCUGAUCACAGGUUUGACUUUCUUCUAACCCCAUCUCUGACUGCUUCCCUGGCCAUCCGUCUUGCUGCUCGCUUUCUCUGGUUAUAAAACAAUUUCAAAAAGAUUCCAAAAAAAUGGAAGCUCCGCAAUAAUCAGAGAAGCGCUAUGCAUCUUCGCCCCGACGGAGACUGAUAAACAGAAAGGAACCGCCGGAUAGAGGAACUAAAGGUUCAUGGCGAUGCCGCUAGUUUCACGAACUCCGAGUCAAUCGACUGCGGCGGGAGGGACGUCGUCGUCGUCGUCGUUCCGCGGCAGGAUAGGCGCAACUGAUUUCCCACGGAGGCGGAGGAGAUUGAGCUUGAGCGGUGGCGGGGAGAGGAAUUGGAACUCGCGAGUUAGAAUCUCUGCGGAGAGCAGCGGCGAAGGGCUGAACGCGACGGAGACAAGCGGCGGAGGAGGUGGAGGAGUUGGAGCAGGAGCAGGAGCAGGAGGAGGUUUCGCGGGAGGCGCGAUGGAGGUUACAACGACGCUCGAUCGGAGCUUCGGAGAGGCUGAGUUCCCCGUUUGGGAGAAGAUCGGUGCCGUGGUUCGGCUGAGUUACGGAAUCGGUAUAUAUGGCGCAAUGGGUCUAGCAGGAAGGUUCAUUUGCUCAUUCACUGGGAUUGAUAGCAUGGGAGGAUUCGAUCCGUCGUUGGAUGCUAUUCUUGGAGGGCUUGGAUAUUCAGCACCUCCAAUUAUGGCUCUCCUAUUUAUAUUAGAUGAUGAAGUAGUGAAGGUUUCGCCUCAUGCUCGGGCCAUUAGAGAUGUGGAAGAUGAGGAACUUAGGAACUUCUUCUAUGGGAUGUCACCUUGGCAGUUUGUCCUAAUUGUUGCUGCAAGUUCUGUUGGUGAGGAGCUAUUCUACCGGGCUGCUGUGCAGGGAGCUUUGGCUGACAUGUUCAUAAAGAGCGCUAGUUUGGCGACAAAUACUCAAGGAAUGGCGUCUUUGGCUGGAGUCCUGCCUCCACUAGUUCCAUUUGCUCAGGCUUUCGCAGCUGCAGUCACUGCUGCUCUCACCGGCGUCCUAUAUUUUGUCGCCUCGUCCCCUAAAGAUCCAACUUAUGUGGUUGCGCCAGUUCUGCCAUCCCAUUCGGGCCGCGAGGAUCUCAAACGACUCUUUGCAGCCUGGUACGAGAGGAGGCAAAUGAGGAAGAUCUACUCACCCUUACUUGAAGGGCUCCUGUCUCUCUACCUCGGAUAUGAAUGGAUCCAGACAAACAACAUUCUUGCACCCAUGAUCACCCACGGGAUAUACUCGACGGUGGUUUUGGGGCAUGGCCUGUGGAAGAUACACGACCACCGGAGAAAACUGCGCCAUAGAAUCCUGCAGCUUAAAUCAGAGAGAGGGAGAAUCCAGUGAUGGGAAAUAGCUGGAAAAUGUAUAGCAUAUGUUCCAGAGCAUCAUGAUUAGGUAUAUAUAUAUAUAUAUUAACCUUUGUAAAGAAAAAUAAUAUGAUGUGACACAGAGUGUUCCUAGAUUAUAGACUUAGUUCGAGUGAUAGUUUCCAGCAGCAAGCGGUCUCCAUUGUAUCAGAAAUUACGAGCAUGAAUCGAGGGAAUCCACUUGGAACUUGGAUGGUUGUUUUGUGUGAAAGACUAGUCUUCCAACUGGGAGAUGAUGCUGGUGAAGACCUUGUAGCCUUGGGCCAUGUCGGAGAACAGGCAGUACUCGUUCUUGGCGUGGUAUGUGGCCAUCAAACCUGUGCAUUAUCAGGGCACAAAUGAUUAGUUGACGUGGAAAAAAUGUCGAGUCAUUGCAAUGCAGCUGACGAACAGGAUCAAUAGGGAAGAGCCAGUUGUAACGACGGAAUCGAUGGCUGAACUUGGCUAGGCAGUAAAGCAGACAAAUUGCUCUCAUUAAAAGCAUGUGAAACCACUACAUCUUAAUCAAGGUUAGUCAGAGAUUAACUAGAUAGUAUGCAAUCAGAAUAGAACUGAAGCUGGGUUAGGCAUAUAUGAUGAACACUAAAUUAUCUGCAAUGGGGAAGGUCGUAAAGAUUAGAUUUGCCACAACUGCGGAUAAACGUGUCUCGCGGAUGCAGAGCCUAGCCUAACACGAAGGCAUAUUAUCACUACUUACAUGAUAAAUCUUCAUCAGCAAU